Molecule: messenger RNA, 711 nt
Organism: Heterobilharzia americana
Lineage: Eukaryota; Metazoa; Platyhelminthes; Trematoda; Strigeidida; Schistosomatidae
Source: the annotation of a GenBank genome assembly
AUGUCCUGUAAGCGUGUUAUGCUAUACGGAGGCCGUGGUUGUUUAGGCUCUGCCUGUGUGAAAAGCUUUAAGAGUAAAGGAUACUGGGUUUGCUCUGUUGACUUCAAGGAGAAUCAUGAUGCUGAUGCAAGCAUUGUUGUAUGUGAUUCUACAAGUUCUUCUGCACAAGAGAAGAUGGUGAAGAGUGGUCUAGACAGUAUCCUCAGUAAUCAAAAGUUGGAUGGGAUUUUCUGUGUUGCUGGUGGAUGGGUUGGAGGAAGCCUUACACAUCCGGACUUUUUGGAAAACUGUGAUGUUAUGUGGAAGAAAUGCGUAUGGUCAUCAUCCAUUGCUGCAUCAUUAGCUUCAGCCUACCUUUCAACUAGUGGUCUACUAGUGCUUACUGGAGCAGAUGCAGCUCUAAGAGGCACUCCAAGUAUGUUGGGAUAUGGGAUGGCUAAAGCUGCUGUACAUCAGCUGACUAGAAGUCUAACGGACCAGAAGAGUGGACUUCCAGAUAAUGCUUGUGCACUGGCUAUCUCUCCAGUUAUCUUGGACACUCCUAUGAACAGGAAAUGGAUGCCCAAAGCAGAUCAUUCAACCUGGACACCUAUCGAUAAAGUGAUACAAUUAUUCAGUGAUUGGCUGGAAGAAGUUGACAAUCGUCCUCAAUCUGGAAGUAUACUUCAGUUAAUCACCAAAGAUAAUGAAACAGAAUGUGUUCCAAUUUGA